Molecule: messenger RNA, 963 nt
Organism: Poecilia reticulata (guppy)
Lineage: Eukaryota; Metazoa; Chordata; Actinopteri; Cyprinodontiformes; Poeciliidae
Source: RefSeq, a predicted model, not a curated record
GGGGAUGGAGGGAGGAGCUUUCUUUCUCUCCGUCUUUUCUUUUCUCACUCGGGACGCGUAAAGCGGAGCGGAUCUGGAGCGGAGCGGCACCAACCCGCAGGUUCUGCAGAGGAGGGACCAUCCAGCGGGAGGAAGAGGAGGAAGAGGAGGAAGAGGAGCGGCCGGCCAGCAGCGGGGCUCCGCAGCGGUGGAUGUAGCUGUUUGCGCCUGUUUUUUGCGGGUCAUGUGCGGCUCCUCUCCAACUUAGUGAGUCUGUGGUCUCAUGGUGAGACGCGGCGGCGCAGAGGAUGGGAGUCACCUGGUCCUCCAAGUGCCUCAGACUCCUGCUGGUUCUGCACAUCGGUGAGCGGAACUUCAUCAUUUCACACCUUCAUCUCGUUGCUGCGCGUUUUUCCUGCGCGCUCAGGGAAACUUUCAUUCCCUUUCAUCUCAUUUCAUCCGGAUUGUUUCUGGUGAAUUUAUUAAAAAUGAAAUUUUGGCGUUUUGUUUCCUCCAGUUUGGCUUCAGCGUGGUUUCUGUCUUCUCCCGCCAGUUACUGGGAUAACUUCCAUUCCUGCGCCACGACGGCGCUGGCCGACUGCCAGGAGGGGGCGACGGACCUCUGGGAGAAGCUGAAGAAGGAAUCCCGCAACCUGAAUUUCCGUGGGAGUUUGUUUGAACUGUGUGGCGGCGGAAACGGCGCGGCCAGAUCCGCCGGCGGCCUCGGCCUGCUGCUCAGCGCGCUGCCCGCCGCUCUGACUUGGCUGGCGUUUUAACGGCCCGCAGGAAUAAAACUCGAUACGUCCAACACGUAGUUAGGGACCGGAGUGGAAGCUGCGCCUCCAGACUGAAAACAGACAGUUUGCAUUCAUCAGAAGAAAACAGCAGAAUUGCGGCGGCGCUACGGAAGCCUGGUUGGCCUGCGGGGGAGCUCGUCCAAUCACACGCCACCUCACCCAGAGGCCAAUAACAUGAAAUAUUCAA